AUGAACGACCCCGGCCUCGACGAGCCAGCGGGUGAGGCAGCGCAAGAUGUUAAUAACACAGUCCACGCCGAAGAUGAACAGGCUGAGCAGGAAGAGCGGGAAUAUCUCGAUCCAAGUUAUGUCGCCCACCAAUGGUGGUUUGCCUCGACAGCGAGUCCUCUCAUAGCAGGCACAUUCGGCCCCAUCGCCAACGGCUUCUCAAUCUGCGCUCUCGUUGAAAAAUGGAGAGUGUACAUUCCGCCUGGAAGCGACGAGGGACACGGCUCGAAGAUUACCGAUCCGAAAUGGCUUAUCGCAGUCAAUUCAGUUUCGCUCGUCUUCGCUCUAAGCGCCAACAUCAGUUUGCUGCUCAACAUGUCGAGGAGAUUGACAUUUGAGAUUGCGCAACCUAUCACUAUUAUCGGCUUCUAUCUCGCUGGCUUCCUUUUGAUGGCGCUCGUGGGGGUCGCUUCGUCAUCUGUGUUCCGGAUUCAGCCUAUGGAAGAACAUGCUCUCAGCCAAGCGUAUUACUACGCUAUCAUCGCUGCGGGUAUCUAUUUCAUCAUCGCCUCUCUUAUGGCCUUUACUGCUUUCGGAGCGUGGAAGGGUCAUUAUGCUAGAGACUUCCGACUGACGGCCAGUCAGAGGACGCUGAUGCUACAGACCAUCGCCUUCAUGGUCUACCUGCUUAUCGGCGCUCUGAUAUUCUCUUACGUCGAAGGCUGGAUGUUCCUGGAUGCGGUGUUCUGGGCCAACUUCACCCUUCUCACGAUAGGUUUCGGCGGAGAGUUUGUGCCUAAAACGCAUACUGGUCGCUCACUGCUGAUCCCAUAUGCAAUUGGUGGUCUAGUCACGGUUGGUUUGGUCAUUGGUUCUAUUCGAUCCCUCAUCCUAGAGCAUGGAAAGCAAAAAAUGGCGGCUCGCUUCAUGGAAGUCAAGAGACAAAAGGUCCUCGAGUCCAUUGAUGGCGACACACAGACGAUACGCAUCUCGCUGUGGGAGAAGGUCGAGUUCUCCUCGAAAGGCUUAACAGAAGCCCAGAGACGAGAGCAAGAGUUCCACAUAAUGCGGCGUGUGCAAACAUUAUCCGAGCGAAAGAGGCGAUACACUGCACUAGCUCUAUCAACCACAGCAGCAAUGCUAUUGUGGUUCCUCGGAGCUUUAGUAUUCAUGUACUCUGAGAAGCCACAAGGUUUCAGCUACUUUGUCGCACUCUACUACGCCUACGUAUCGCUUCUGACAAUUGGCUACGGAGACUACGUCGUCGAGAGCAAUGCUGGAAAGGCCUUCAUGGUAUUCUGGAGUCUACUCGCCGUACCCACACUCACCAUUCUCAUCUCGAAUAUGGGCGACACAGUCAUCAAGGCCUUCAAGGACUUCACAAUCUGGCUCGGCUCCCUCACCGUUUUACCCGACGAAGAAGGACUGAGUGCCGCACUCAAGGUGGGUUGGACAAGAAUCAGAUCCGGCAAGAUUGGAGAAGAUGAGAAGGCGAGCUCUACCGAUUCCACGGAAAACCGCACUGAGGACCGGCUGGCAGCAUACAUUGAAGAAGAAGAGCUGGGCAAAGCGGAAGAGGCAGGCGAGCAUGGGGAUUAUCUAGAACGCGACAUCCGAUUUUACCACUUUGUUCUCGCAAAGGAGGUCCGCAAAUUGAUGAAAGAUGUCGAAAGCUCAUCGUCGAAGCAAUACGAGUACCAUGAGUGGCAGUACUACCUCCGCCUAAUCGGCCAAGACGAAAACGAUCCUUCGCACCACCGCCAACCCAAAGCCAGCACUAAGCAUGACGACGGCGAGGCUCCUGAUAUCGGUUCUGCGGACGACGGCAAGAAGCACGCAUGGAGUUGGCUUGGCAUCCGCAGUCCGCUCAUGGGCAACCAGUCCGAGCCUCAAUGGUUACUGCAGCGUUUAGCGAUGAAAUUGGAAUCAGAGAUGCGCAAGAUGAGUUCAUCCGACGAGAAGGUGAGGAAGGCGAAACCACCCAUCUCCAUGGCGGAGUUGAGGAAGAGAAAGGGCAGUGGGAAGAUGUCUGAAGACACGCAGACGCGCACUUUGCAGGAGGAUGUCGAGGCCACAGCGGUUAGCCAACGUGCUGCCAAGCGAGACUGA
Alternaria rosae is the source of this 2088-nucleotide messenger RNA. RefSeq lists its product as uncharacterized. Gene Ontology annotation, biological process: stabilization of membrane potential; potassium ion transmembrane transport. The coding region runs from base 1 to 2088 and encodes 695 amino acids. Gene Ontology annotation, cellular component: membrane. Gene Ontology annotation, molecular function: potassium ion leak channel activity. The transcript is spliced from 2 exons. Lineage: Eukaryota; Fungi; Ascomycota; Dothideomycetes; Pleosporales; Pleosporaceae. The record is from RefSeq and is a predicted model, not a curated record.